AUGAUGAAUCUGAGUCAACCGUGGGCAGCAGAGACUUUCGGCCUCUGUUUCGCAUCCUUGAAUGACUCCUGUAUGAAGAUAGUUUAUUCUCCUGUCUUUCGUGUUCCUCUCUACCUGGUCUUUACUAUAACCAUCUUAAUGAUAGUGUUCGGCAACCUGUGGGUCAUCUGCACCAUCUCCUCUUUCCAGCAGCUCCACACACCCACCAACUACCUGAUCGUCUCAAUGGCCGUAUCUGACCUGCUCUUGGGCAGUUUUGUCAUGCCUCCGAGCAUGAUACGCUCUUUGGAGACAUGCUGGUACUUUGGAGAGUUUUUGUGCAAGUUUCACUCCGGCACAGAUUUUAUGCUGUGUAAUGCAUCUGUUUUGCACCUCACUUUCAUCUCAAUUGACCGUUACUAUGCGGUCUGUCAGCCGCUCCGAUAUCACAGCAGAAUGACCACACGUGUCAGUGUGUUCAUGAUCAUGGUCAGCUGGGGCUUUUCUGCCUUUUUUGGCUUUGGAAUCAUAUUCUCAGAGCUGAAAAUCGAAAGAAAAAGAACCGAGGAGCUGCAUGUUGCUUGCAAGGGAGGGUGUUUAGCAUUGCAUGGAAGAGAAAUCGGAGUCACAUAUUCACUUGUUUUUUACUUCCUCCCUAUGUUUAUAAUUGUGAGCAUUUACAGCAGGAUUUUUGUUAUAGCACUCAAACAUGUUCGUGUUAUUAAUAGCUACCCCACAAGCUUAUUGUCAGUUAGUAAAAAGGAUCUAAAAGCCACUAAGACGCUUGCUAUUGUCAUUGGAGUUUUUAUGUCUUGCUGGACACCUUACUUCAUGUGUAACAUCAUAGAUCCUAUUGUUAACCAUACAAUACCAGCACUGUUAUAUGAGGUGCUAAUGUGGGUGGCUUAUUUGAAUGCAGUCUUGAACCCCUUAAUUUAUGCUUUCUUUUACAGCUGGUUUAGAGAAAAGUCCAAAAUGUUAUUUAAAAAACUGUAUAAAUUGUGGUAA
Puntigrus tetrazona (Sumatra barb) is the source of this 987-nucleotide messenger RNA. RefSeq names its product trace amine-associated receptor 11 (gene taar11). Lineage: Eukaryota; Metazoa; Chordata; Actinopteri; Cypriniformes; Cyprinidae. Gene Ontology annotation, biological process: G protein-coupled receptor signaling pathway. Gene Ontology annotation, cellular component: membrane. Gene Ontology annotation, molecular function: trace-amine receptor activity. The coding region runs from base 1 to 987 and encodes 328 amino acids. The record is from RefSeq and is a predicted model, not a curated record. The transcript has a single exon.